AUGGAGACUGGGGCAUCUGUAAGCAGCAAUCCUUUAUUCGAGAAUACACAUGGCCGUGCUGUUGCUAUUGAGAUUAGCAAUUACAGUUCGAGAUAUGACUUGCGUAAUCCAAGUUACUGUACCACCAGUGGGUAUUGCUGUAACCCUCCUCCACCCACAAUAAGCAAAAGUGGCAAAGGCACGUGUGUAUUCACAAAGACGGGUGGCACUGCCCGCGGAUGUGUUGGCGUCUUGACUUAUCAACUUAGUGACCACAGUAUUGCUAUAAUGUUUUCAAAUCCAUUUGACUACAACUUGUACAGAAUCUGCUAUGGAAUGGAGAUAUUCAACAGACAUCGGACCGCAGAUGAAAACUUGUUUAAAGAAAUGUACUAUGCUCCUGUGAAUGCUGAGAAAAGACGUAUAGUUGGUUCUUGUAGCAGCCAUUUGGAAUUGUCUUAUGAUGGUAUUAAUGUCAAAGCAACAAUGUCUUCCUCAUCUAAGUCUAUAAUGAAGGUAGAAAUCCAUGAUUUGCCAGAGUAAAAUGAACACCUUUGUUAUUUUAUUUUUUUUUCAUUAUCCUUGUUUUCUUUUCUUGCAUUGUUUAUUUUGGGGGUUCAGUAAAAAGGAGGUUUUAAAAGGAAUAAAGAGAGUAGGGGAGUAGAGGAUGAGUCAGAGAUGUAGCUAACUACUCUGGCACUCAGGGUUGCUCCCCUAUAUCUCCCCCCACUUUAGGUAGAGAAGACAAAAAAUGUCUUCAAACAUGAAGAGCAGCACAUUUUUCCCUUCUCUUCUGUCUUUGUAAACAAGCAGCUGCUACAGUUUCUGCCUGCUACACAUGGAGUACUAAUGUUUCAGUGCAAAUGCACUACUGGCCUUCAGAUACUAGUAAUGCACUGAAGACCGAACAGCUUCUAUUGAUUCUACUCGCUAACACUUUGCUGCUAGCAACGCUGCUGGGAUGAAUAUUGUGAAGGGUAUAUCACAUGCUGCUUAGUUCACAGAGUAACAGAUCAGGAAAGGAGAAGGUAAAAAAGGAAUGGGUGAUGAUAUGGUCAUUUUACUAAAUAGUCUUGAGUUUAGAUUUUACACAUUUUUGACUUAAGGUAACUUGGAUGGGGAUUUCUUUUAAGGGCUUAGGAUGGAGGAUUGGAGAUUGUUGGGUCUGUACAACUGAUGAUUGUGUUUUGCAGUGCAGUGGAUGAAAAUGCUACAGAUUUGUUUUGAAUUAUGCAUGCAUGUAAAUGUUAACAAAAAGUCUGUUAAAAUCACUAACAGUGAGAGAGUGAUGUUUUUAGAAAUGCUUGUUUUCACUAGUAUAUCACUGUGUCGAGUAUAUUGCAUAUUUUCAUUGUAUUCUCUCUAAUACGACAUAUUGCAAUAAAAGAAUGAAUGUUUUCAUUUUGAAA
Molecule: messenger RNA, 1388 nt
Organism: Protopterus annectens (West African lungfish)
Lineage: Eukaryota; Metazoa; Chordata; Ceratodontiformes; Protopteridae
Product: cytolysin tenebrosin-B-like
Exons: 3
Coding region: 1-522 (173 amino acids)
Biological process (GO): pore complex assembly; cytolysis in another organism; monoatomic cation transport
Cellular component (GO): pore complex
Molecular function (GO): channel activity
Source: RefSeq, a predicted model, not a curated record